AUGGCGUCUGCGCCCGAAAACCGAGAGCUGCAGGCAAUUGCCCCCGGUGCCGAACAAGACAACGAUCCUACACCUAGCGACAAGAAGCCAUGUAGUAGAUCGCCUGUUCACCCUAUUCCACAGUUGCAGGGCCCGUUCGAAGAAUCAAUCUUCGAGGCAAGCCAGAAACAAGAAACCCAAUGGAUCGUCAACCUUGACGCCCAGUCUCGGAGAAAAGGGUUGCUCGAAAAUGACCAGUAUGAACGGCUUUGUGGGAGAAAAUGGCGCCAACGAGCUGGCGAAAGGCAAGUGAAACUCCAUAGGACCAGAUCAAGGGCACUUUCCUUACCGUCGACCAACAAGCUAAUAGGUCACAGAUAUCAUCCUCUGUGGAAGUUGAUCUCUCAGAUCUCAUUUGGAGUGCAUUUGCUGGCCAAAGGAUUGGCGAAAUCCAACCUAGAAGUUUUGAAGAUCCUCCAGCGUCAUGUGGAUGAGCUUGACGGAUUCAUUGAGAGAAAUACCGAGGACUACUUCAUCAUCCAGGUUGACGUCCGCACAAGGAUUCAGUAUCUCAGCCUGCCCCUCCAGAAUUUGGAUGUUUUUGAUGAAAUGUUGCAGGAUCGCAACUUUCGCCUCGCUAUGAUUGGAUACAAUGAGAAGAUCGAACAUGCAAUCGACCGAUUUACCAUGGCAGUGAAAGAUUCCCUCAAAGACAUCCAGAAAGGAAGAGAAGCAAUCGGUGCUUUGUGGCAUUACAUCGGAAAAUCUGCGAAAGAAAAUAGGCCCCUCCCCUGUGACUUGGUCGCUCUCUAUAACGCUAUGCUGGCAAAUACAGAAGGCUGGAACAUGGCGCUGUCUAAACUUAGCAGAAAUGGAAUGGCCCUUGAGUCAGCUCUUGCACAGCUCGGUCUGGCCAUCACCGAGAUGCAACGGCGCAUAGGGAUUGCAAGCAGGAGAGAUGUGGUUUCGCUGCUUCAGAAUCCCGACGGAGCUUUCCACCACAGAUCAUCAAAGAAGCGUUUCUUCGGAAAAGCUUUAUCCAUCCGCGCAUCCCGCUCCUCUGCCUUAGCGAAGCCACUACCUUCUGACCCAGAUACUUUGGCAGCAGUCGACCCGCGCCCCAUAUCCAGGCAGACGCGAGGUCACCGAAUGUCACAGAAGAGCGUUCCAAACCUCCGAGCUGCCAAAAAUUCCGAGGAGUUUUCAUCGGAAGCUGAGGAACGAGGCCGCGCCAAAUCCGUUCACGGUGCCCCUGAAAAUCGGGGCUCUACCACUUUUCUUCCUAGGAUACAGAGUAGCCUCAGUAGAAGAUUUUCCCGGGCUAGACUCGCGACAAAGCAGAACGUGAGUGGAGAUGUUGAAGGGACGCCGAGCAAACGACCCGCCACAGCUCCUUCCAGAUCACUCAAAUCUCAAAGCACUUUUCUGGAACGACCUCAAAGCCUGAAGCACAACAAUAAAGAUAAUGACAAGGACACAAUGAAUACAACAGUCCCGCUUCCGCCAAACCGUUCUUCCAAGUCCGGGCGCUUGGUCAGGCCGGACACCAUAAAAAAUCAGCUGUUGCACUUCUUCCAGUCGGACAGAGUAGUCGAGGCUUGGGAGAGCGCAGCGAACAGAGAGAAGAAGAUUUUUCGCUCGGUGUCUCAAAAGAAAAAAGGGGGCCCAUCGAGCGUGUUCCGUGCAAGGGCUACUGAUACCUCUGAUAUUCCUGGCUCGCGGACGACCUUCUUUGAAAAGGACUUAGAGCAACAAAUGGCCUGGCUGCAGGAAGGAACCGAAGUACUGAACACAUAUUCGUUAAAGCCAAGACGGAACGUUGCUCCUAGAAUUCAUGUCCUCUCCGUACAUACAAGCCUGAUUCAAGAAUCAGAAGAAGAACAUUACUAUGGCGAUGAGAUCAGGGAGAAUUCUGCCGGAGAUGGUCAAUCAAGAAUAACGGCCCUUCCGGCACCACCCACGAUCCUUGAGAGAUUUCCUCGUGUUCCAUCUGUGUCCGGAUGA
Molecule: messenger RNA, 1983 nt
Organism: Aspergillus viridinutans
Lineage: Eukaryota; Fungi; Ascomycota; Eurotiomycetes; Eurotiales; Aspergillaceae
Exons: 3
Coding region: 1-1983 (660 amino acids)
Source: RefSeq, a predicted model, not a curated record